AUUAACAUUAAUUAUAAUUUAUAAUAUAAAUAUUUAAAAAUUAAAUUUUAUCUAGAUAAAUUUAUCUAGAUGUUUUAAUUAUUUAUCUUAGAUAAUAGCUUAGAUAACAUAUUUCCCAUUUAUCUGUAUAAGAUAAAAGAUAAAAAUGUACCUAUCUAGAUAAUUUAUCUAGAUAAAACACAACACUGCAAAAGGCGCAGUACUGCGACUGUACUGGCAGCCAACAGUUGGCUGGCCCUUACCGGUACAGUACUGGCCAUAAUUUUAUGCAGUACUACACCAGUACUGAAAAACCAGUACUGGUAGCUUAGUGCUGAUCUAGUACUGGCAUAUUACGGGCCACCAUAAAUAUGUUAGCAAAGGCCAGCUAGGGUUUAUUGUAGAUGUGCCAACGUUAGUGGAGUACUGGCAUUUUACGGACUUUGUUUUAAUUUCAAGCAAGGGCCAGCCAGUGUUUGUCGUAGUUGUGCCAACGUUGGCGGUAUACGGGCAUAUUACGGGCAUCAGUUAAUAUGCUAGCAAAGGCUAGCCAGUGUUUGCCGUAGUUGAGUCAACGUUGGCGGAGUACUGGCAUUUUACGGGCUGUGUUUCAAUUGCGAGCAAGGGCCGGCCAGUGUUUGUCGUAAUUGUGACAACGUUGGUGGAAUACUGGCAUAUUAACUAUUAAGGUGCGUACCCUCUGAACGCGGCUUUCUUAAAUGUUUACCAAAAACCAUCGGGAACCCGCGGCUUCGGCCGAUCGGCUAAAAAGAGCCACUUGGCACUCCAGUGGGGACGCACCUUUACGAGUCCAGUUUGAAAUAUUUAAUCAAUAAGAAUUAAGAGCUUAGAGGUAUUACACACGAUAAAAGCGAUUUGUACUACAUUUGUAUUAUUUAAAUGUAGGAAUAUAUCAUUAGCCAUGAAGUCGAACAAAUUAUAAUAUUAGUAUUAUAUUCCAAUACAAAUAUUCAAUAUUCAGUUUUAUGGAGAUGACAGUUUAAUAUGCAAUAUAAUAUUAUAUUGUUUAGUAUAUUAUUACCAUUGAUUAUAUAAUAUAUUAUAAAAUCAAUGUUAUUACGUUUUCUGUUAUAAAUAUAGAAAUCUGUUGUUGUUGAUCAGCCGAUUUUCGGGGAAAACCAUACAACGACUGUAGCCCCCGCCGUACGCCGCACUGUCAAUGUAUUAUCGUUUGAUCAUGACGCAGUGUUCGCGGGCGGCGAUCACACACUCAUACACUCACACGACAUACACGAUAAUUUACAGAUACGUACAGAGUACAGUCUGUUGUACAGUUACUAUUUUUUUUUAUAGUUACUGAUCUUUAUUAUAUUCUACCGUCUCUGUGUAAAAGUGUUUGAAUUUCAACCCAUCUAUCUAUAUACGACUCACGUGUUGACGUUCAUUAUUAAAGUUCAACACUCAACAGUAAAGCUGUACAGUUGCAUUUUCGAUAUGGACUUUAAAAAAGAAACAACCCAUGUCUUAAUAAAAUUUAAUAAAAUAAAAAAAUGUGAUAAAACAACCAUUGACUUAAUACCUAUAUCAUGGACUUAUAUUGAAGAUAAAACAUUUUACUGCAAAUAUCCUAAUAAAAACGAAUACAACAAAAUUGACCAAAUGAGCAAAAUGUCAUCAAUUCACAAGGUGUCAUGGAAAAGCUUUGAAAUUACACUAAUAAAAGAAGCCCGGAAUUAUGAUCAGGGUGUCAAGUAUAUGAAAAAAGCAUUUUCUGAUACUGUCAUACAGAGCAGUACCAUUGAGGAAGAAAAUAGUUCUGAAGGCGAAAGCUAUCCAUCAAAACUAAGCGGAGAUGAGCUUGGAAUGUCUCUAAAAGACAUCCCUUCUUUUAGUAAACAAUAUUCUACAACUGAAAUACAUAAAGUCAAAGGCAAUGAUGCUUUAAUGUUUUAUGUGCCAACGUCAGAUUCAUCUGAUGCCUCUGAAAUAUCCAAUAGACAGAAAAAAAAGUUAUUGCACACCAAAAACUCUCCUUCUUUUAAAAGAUUGAAACAAUCAACCAAUGAAAAAAAAACUAUAAAUGAUGCUAGUUAUUCACAGUCUGAAAUGUCAACAUCAGAAUCAUCUGAUGCCUCUGUAAUCACCAAUAGACAAAAAAAAAAGUUAUUACAGCCAAAAACCUCUUCUUCUUUUAAAAGAUUAAAAGCCAAUGAAGAAAAAACUACCAUAAAUGAUGCAGAUUAUUUACAGACCAACACGUUAGCCCCCCAAUCAGCUGGUACAUCUAUUAAUGCAUAUUCACAUACAAAAUCAAAAUAUUGUCAGGCUUGCGGUCGUUCAGAUGAAGAUUUACCGGUGUCCAAAUCAGACCUAGAGUCACUCAGGCGGAGCAUUGAAUAUCGUAUCAAAGAAGAGUCAAAAAUAACCAGAACAUUAUUAUCAACAACACAUAGUACUACUGACCUAAAUAAAAUAUUAAAAGAUGCACUAAUUGAUUUACCAAAAACGACAUUGGACAAAUUUAAAGAUUUUGAUGAUCAACUCAACAUUGAUAUUGAUUUAAUAAAAAAUUUGAAAUGUUUUAUGGUCAUCAAUAUAAGAGGGAUGGUAAAAAUUAGCGAGAAUUUGACUACAGUUAUCCCUAAAAUAAUGAACAAGGAUGUACAAGUUAUGUAUAGUGCAUUCGGUAGAGAGACAAAUGGCAUAAAAAAAUUAAACUUUUCGGAGACGAAUACAUAUAAGUAUUUACUAGAAGUGCUUGCCAGCAAAUUUCCGGAAGUAAGUGAGAAAGAGUUUGCGGCUACACUUAGUCGUUGGUUUUCUGGAGCGAAAGACAGGGACGGAGGAAAAAAAGAAAGGAUGGCUAAGAAAAACAUAUCUUUAACUUAAAUCUUAAUAUUGUAUUAUCUCAUUAAAUAAAUGAACAUAGGAAAUAU
Messenger RNA from Acyrthosiphon pisum (pea aphid), 2876 nucleotides. RefSeq lists its product as uncharacterized. NCBI's taxonomy places the organism in Eukaryota, Metazoa, Arthropoda, Insecta, Hemiptera, Aphididae. The transcript is spliced from 10 exons. The record is from RefSeq and is a predicted model, not a curated record. Bases 1435 to 2829 code for a protein of 464 amino acids.